Cynara cardunculus var. scolymus (artichoke) is the source of this 325-nucleotide messenger RNA. Its product is annotated as auxin-responsive protein IAA2-like. The record is from RefSeq and is a predicted model, not a curated record. Lineage: Eukaryota; Viridiplantae; Streptophyta; Magnoliopsida; Asterales; Asteraceae. The coding region runs from base 35 to 289 and encodes 84 amino acids. The transcript is spliced from 2 exons.
AUACAUUUUUGAGAAAGAAAAAGCGAAGAGCAAAAUGAAUAUGGAGGAUGGUUUGAAUCUUACAUUGGGAUUACCUGGAAGAGGAGAUGAAGAAUCAACCAUUUCAUGCUUCAAGAACAACAAUAAACGGUCGCAGCCUGAAACCAAUGAUGACUGCGAUGAAUCCAACCAAGCCAAAGAGGGUGACAUGGAAACUUCACCUGCAGCCAAAUCACAAGUGGUUGGAUGGCCGCCAGUGCGUAAAUACCKAAGGAACAGCAAUAUAAGUGGUAGCAAAUGCAAAAUGUAGAUUGAAUAAAAAUCAAAAUCUCUCUUUAUGUUUGAU